AUGGACUUAAUGAACCGCGUCUUCCAUGAUUAUUUGGACCAGUUUGUGGUAGUUUUCAUAGAUGACAUCCUUGUAUAUUCACGAACUCGAGAGGAACACGAGGUCCAUUUGAGAACUGUAUUACAGAUUUUGCGGGAGCACUGUUUGUACGCCAAAUAUGGGAAGUGUGAAUUUUGGCUGCAAGAGUACCAUCCGGGCAAGGCUAAUGUGGUAGCUGAUGCCUUAAGCCAGAAAUCUUGUGGGACUUUGGCUGGAUUAGCCAUCCGGAAAUGGACGAUGCUUGAGGAUUUGGCAGAGAUGGGAUUGUAUUGCCUUGACGAUGAUGUUUGCGAUAGAGGCCUAUGGUUUAUGGGUUUGUUGGUCGUUCCCACAGUUUUCCAUAAGGACGUUUUACGGGAGUUUCAUACUUCUCAUUUUAUAGUUCAUCCAGGUGGUACCGAGAUGUAUCAUAAUUUGAGAAGACAGUAUUGGUGGAGUGGGAUGAAGAAAGAUGUUGUACAGUUUGUGGCCAAAUGCCUUACCUGUCUUCCUAGGUCACGGAGGGAAAAUGAAGCCUUAUGGGUCAUUACUGAUAAAUUGACCAAGACGACACACUUUUUGCCUAUUAAGGCAACAGAUGAUGCUGAGGCACUUGGUGCACUUUAUGUGAAGGAGAUUGUGAGAUUGCACGGAGUUCCGGUGGUUAUUAUUUCAGAUAGGGAUGCCAAGGUACGAGAGGUUGCCUACAGGCUUGCAUUGCCACCACAGUUGGACAGAGUCUACAACGUCUUUCACGUAUCGAUGUUGCGAAAAUACGAGCCAGAUCCGUCCUAUAUUCUUGAUUGGGUUGAUGUGGACAUUAAUGAUGAUGUUUCUUACGAGGAAGGACUAGUUCAGAUCCUUGACACACGGCAUAAAGUAUUGAGGGACAAAACGAUGCCAUUAGUAAAGGUUCUCUGGAGGCAUUAUGGGGUCGAGGAGGCUAUUUGGGAGCUUGAACAGGGGGUUCACUCCAAGGAUCCCAGGGAAAGUUCUAGCUCCAAUCCCGUAGAAAGGGAUCAGGAGCAAGUUGAAGACGAUAUAUUGUUGCGUGAUUUGGUCCCACCAAGAGGGGGACAAGCGAGGGAGACCGUUGUUCUACCUUUUCAGAUAAAUGAGGAACAGUUGCAGUUGGCCAUUCAUGCAGCUCCUUUCAAAGCAUUUCGGCCGGGAGGAGCAUCAUUGUCAUAG
Molecule: messenger RNA, 1209 nt
Organism: Cornus florida
Lineage: Eukaryota; Viridiplantae; Streptophyta; Magnoliopsida; Cornales; Cornaceae
Exons: 6
Coding region: 1-1209 (402 amino acids)
Molecular function (GO): nucleic acid binding
Source: RefSeq, a predicted model, not a curated record